AUGGGAAGAACGGCAACUGUGGAAGCGAACUUGCUGUUCCGUGGAAAUUCUCUCUUGACAAAGGCACUGGACCAACACAUGCGUCGACUCGGCAAGGAAUACCUAGAAGAUACAAUUGGAGAACGCCUGCGCGAGAUUGACGAGAGCGAUCCGGAAUGCGAGGUCGAUCCAUCCAAAGUGCCUCGUCCUGAAGAUCUUGAUCGCAACUGGCGGAACCUAAUCAACCUAACGACUACUGUGUGGAAAUCCAUAGCUGGGUCUUGGUCUCGCUGCCCCGCCGAACUACGACUCAUCUUCCGACAUGUGAGAGCUUGUGCGGAAGACCGCUAUGGUGAUUUCCUGCGAACUGUGACUUAUAGCAGUGUUUCUGGCUUUCUCUUUCUGCGAUUCUUCUGUCCCGCCAUCCUGAACCCCAAGCUGUUCGGGCUGUUGAAAGAUCACCCUCGACCCCGUGCUCAGCGUACUCUGACACUGAUCGCGAAGGCGCUUCAAGGCUUAGCCAAUAUGACAAACUUCGGUAACAAAGAACCGUGGAUGGAGCCUAUGAAUAAAUUUCUCAUUGGCAAUCGUGUGGAAUUCAAGAAGUUUGUCGACGACAUCUGUGAUAUUCCAGCGAACGGCCUGUCUUCAGUUCCAACCCCUUCAUACACUACUCCUAUUCAGAUCUUUGGACGACUGCCAAUUCUCUCGCGGGAAGGGUUUCCCAGUCUACCUUUCUUGCUCGACCAAGCGCGCUGCUUUGCUAAUCUUGUCCACAUUUGGCUGGAAGUUGUUCCUGAGCGACUCAACGAAAUGAACGAGAUUGAUCCGUGCCUCUCGAAGUUCCACGAACUAGCCCUGCAACUACAAGAGCGAACGGAGGAUUGUGUCGAUGAGGCAGAGCAAGCAGAGCGACCAAACGGCAACCUAGAGGCCAAAUGGGAGGAGCUUGUCGAUUCGAUGGAGCGAUGUGUGACAUUCUACGAUGAAAGCUCUAGCAAGCCAGCAACCUCAGCUCCAGACUCGAAUGCUGGUUCUCUGUCAAACGUCAGCCAGCGUGGCUCAGUCGGCUUCUUCGCUCCCCGCCCUGCCAUUCCCCGGCGCUCAACAGACAAUACUGCCGAGGAAGACGAGACCCCGCCGAGCUCAUCAUCUGCCACCUGGGAUCAGUCCCGGAUGCCGUUCUCAAUUCCCCGUUGGUCCGACGCGCGUGACAGCACUGGAAGCUCCAAAAACUCAUCCACCUAUUCCCUCGACUUCGGCGAGAGUACGAAGGCUGCUCGCAGGUCCAGCGUGUCAAAGGAGUCCAACAGCAAAUACCGCUUCUUUGACUUUGUUCCCAACACGUCUCGCCGCAAGGCCAAGGAACGCGAGCAAUCUCACCACUCGCAGGAAGACCUCCGGAACCAGUUCUAA
Molecule: messenger RNA, 1395 nt
Organism: Penicillium chermesinum
Lineage: Eukaryota; Fungi; Ascomycota; Eurotiomycetes; Eurotiales; Aspergillaceae
Product: RasGAP domain-containing protein
Exons: 2
Coding region: 1-1395 (464 amino acids)
Biological process (GO): regulation of GTPase activity
Source: RefSeq, a predicted model, not a curated record